UAGGACAGUAUUUGAGAAGCUCCGAAUAAAUUCAGGGACUAUAACGAAGAACCAUUUGAAAACUUUUAUUUUCAUUAUGUUUCAGGAUAGCUAAUGACAAAACAUUUGGGGCACCUUUGAACAUGACAAGCCUGGAUCAGGGCUGCAGGUUGUGACUGCCUUUCACCACUGAGGGAGGGUGCUAUCUGUGGUUGUCUUGGCGAUGAUGGCAGACAUACUGGAGCUGCGGACAGAUGGGAACUCGCUUCUGAAGGCGGUGUGGCUCAGACGCCUGCGGCUCACCAGGCUCCUGCUAGAGGGGGGUGCCUACAUCAAUGAGAGCAACGAGCGAGGAGAGACACCGCUCAUGGUGGUCUGCAUGUCCAAACACAGCGACCCGCAGAGUGUCAGCAAGGCAAAGCUGGUCAAGUACCUGCUGGAUAACAAGGCUGACCCCAACAUCCAGGACAAAGCAGGCCGGACAGCCCUGAUGCACGCCUGCAGCCAGAGGGCGGGGCAUGAGGUGGUGUCCCACCUGUUGACCAAUGGGGCAGACCCAAGUCUGGAAGACAGGAGCGGGGCCUCUGCUUUGGUCUAUGCAGUCAAUGCAGAUGAUAAAGAGACCCUAAAGGUUCUCCUAGACGCAUGUAAAGCCAAGGGCAAAGAGGUCAUCAUUAUCACCACAGACAAGUCACCCUCUGGCACCAAAACCACCAAGCAGUACCUUAAUGUCCCCCCUUCCCCAGAGCUAGAGGAUAGGUGCUCCCCGGCAUUCUGCACCACUCCCUCUGACAUUGAGCUGAACACCUCCCCCUCACCUAACUCAGCUGAUCAGCACAACACUAUCUUCAGUUUCCAGACAAAGUUGAAAAUAUCGUCCAGCACAGCAGCAAAGCUUCCCAACGGGCCGACCUCUCCCACACGGCGACCAGCCAACCCCAAGCGUGCUCGUUUACCCCAGCUGAAGCGUCUGCAGUCAGAGCCCUGGGGGCUGAUCGCUCCCUCCGUCCUGGCUGCAGCUGCGGCCCAUGAGGAGAGUAAGAGCGCCACCUCUGAUGAGGUCGUCACAGGCGUCAAUGGACUCGCUCUGUCCAAGAGAUCGACCCUGUCUCGACAAAACAGUGUGGAUGGCAAGGAUGUGUUGUUCCCACAAAUGUCAUCCUCAUUGUCUGUCCCUCUAACUUCCAAAUCGGCAUAUGAGAGGUCUCUGUGUCAGCAUCAGCCCCUGGCCCGGCGUAGCACCGUCCCUGCAGACCAGGACAGUAGCAGCAACAGUGUGCCAGCCAGCUUGAGAGACACUGUCUAUAGGAGACGGCUGGGCACUGACCACUAUGACUCAGACUCCCAGCUGUACUCAGACUCUGGCAUACUGGACUCUCCUAAGGUUCCUCUAGAGAGGAGGAAACUCAACACUUCUCCAUUAGCCAUGCUGACUAGCUCCAGGGAGUCCCUAGACAGCAAUGCCAGCACGUCAUCUCCUAGCACAGCACGUCGCCGCGCACCAGGCCUCUUGGAGAGGCGAGGUUCGGGGACUCUGCUGCUGGACUACAUUUCCCAUACCCGGCCUGGCCAUCUACCCCCACUGAACUUCAACCCCAACCCUCCAAUCCCCGACAUUGGAGCCAGCAGCAAGCCCUCGUCCCCUCUUGCCUCAGGUUUCAGAUCAAUAGCUCCAGUAGCACCAAACUCACCAAAGAGAGGCCAGCUCAAGUCAAAGAAGAAACUUGUAAGGAGGCACUCUAUGCAAGUGGAGCAAAUGAAGCAACUAUCUGCUUUUGAGGAGCUGUAGUGGGACUCAUUGUUUGUAGAUGUAGCAAUGUUCACAACGUAAUAAAAGGGUAACUUUUCUAAAGGAAAUGUCCUGAUUUUGCUAAUUGGAAUUUCAACCUUUCCUCUUAGAAAACCAGUGUAACAUGGAUAUAACUUGCUUACCGGUAUAAAGUUGUAAAUGUUAUGGAUGCUCUUAGAAUAUCAGCACCACCUAUUCAACAUUACAGGUUAGACACUAGCAACAUCUAAAGCAGGGCUCUCUAACCCUGUUCCUGGAGAGCUACCCUCCUGUAGGGUUUCGCAAAACUGAUUUAGCUUAUCAACCAGCUAAUUAUUAGAGUUGGAGCAAAAAUCUACAGGCUGGUAGCUCUCCAGGAACAGGGUUGGCUGAGAGAUAAAAAAAGCAUUACAUUUUUAGACAUUUUAAAAUCAUUAAAAUUAUUUGAAUGCAAGUAUAUUCAUAAUAAUCUUCUUUGGUCCAUUGAAUCCUUUAGAUGUGCAAUCCUAAGAACACAUACAGUAGGAGGUACAUGUGUAGCCAACAAGCCAUCUAGUUGUGUAGAAUGUUGUUAUUAGUGCAACAUGCAGAUGGGGGG
Molecule: messenger RNA, 2345 nt
Organism: Coregonus clupeaformis (lake whitefish)
Lineage: Eukaryota; Metazoa; Chordata; Actinopteri; Salmoniformes; Salmonidae
Gene: ankrd34c
Product: ankyrin repeat domain 34C
Exons: 2
Coding region: 203-1768 (521 amino acids)
Molecular function (GO): protein binding
Source: RefSeq, a predicted model, not a curated record